Messenger RNA from Patiria miniata (bat star), 1912 nucleotides. RefSeq names its product leucine-rich repeat-containing protein 58-like. Gene Ontology annotation, molecular function: protein binding. The transcript is spliced from 3 exons. Lineage: Eukaryota; Metazoa; Echinodermata; Asteroidea; Valvatida; Asterinidae. The record is from RefSeq and is a predicted model, not a curated record. Bases 231 to 1361 code for a protein of 376 amino acids.
GCGAUAUCGUGAUGCAAUGAGCAUAAAUGCAUAAGAUUUUGUAUGAUGUGCAUAUGAAAUCCUUCAGAAAAUGACUCGAAUUCAUUUUCUAAAAUCGUGUUAUUUGAGGAACUCUUUUCUCCAGUUGUUGGGUUAUUCUGACCAACAUGACUGGCUAAAUCUACGAUCUCUCCGGGAACUUGGCUGGUGAAAGUGGGGGUUACCGAAAAAGAGUGUUUUUGCAACUUGCUAUGUGCCGACUCCGUUUCGUCAUGGAGCACAGCGGGCCGAGCGACAUCCGCGGCGGGGUGGCGGCCGCGGUGGGGAGCGUACAGCUGGCCAAGGCCGUGCUGUCUCGCAAACAACUGUCAGAUUUCCCCGAAGACGAAUUCAGCGGGCAAGAACACAAAGUGAACAUCAUCGAUCUCAGUCGAAACUCGCUGUCUUCCAUACCAGGGACCAUCAGUGUUUAUACCAACUUGAUAGAAUUGGACAUCAGCAACAACAGAAUAUCGGGAAUUCCCGAUGAAAUCGUCGCUUUGAAGCAUUUGCGGUCCCUGAUCUGUAAAAACAACCAGUUCGAAACAAACUCACUGCCUAAGGAUUUCGGGAAGUGUGUUUCUUUGGAAACUGUCAAUUUCAGUGGCAAUACCAUGCUAGAUUUCCCUAUGCAACUCACUGAAAUCCAGACAUUGAAAGCUGCUUACCUUGGUGGAAACAGAAUUCGACAAAUUCCGACAGCAAUACAAAACUUACAGAGGUUGGAAAGGCUGUAUCUUGGUGGCAACCAGCUUACCAGUAUACCCUUAGAGCUUGGUUCUCUACCUCGCCUUGCGUGCCUGGUGCUGAGCGACAAUCGCAUCGAGACGGUACCCUCCGAGCUCGUCAACCUCCGCAGUCUCAAGUCGCUUAGUCUCCACAACAACCGCAUCACCACCCUGCCGCCUCAGAUCAUCUCCCUGGGCGACCUGUGUGAGCUCAGCCUGCGAGGGAACCCGCUGGUUGUGCGUUUUGUGCGGGAUUUCACCUGGCAGCCCCCCUCGUUGCUGGAACUCGCGGGCCGCGCCAUUAAGAACCGCGGCAUCGCGUAUACUGCGGAGGACCUACCGCUCAGUCUCAUCGACUAUCUAGAUUCAGCACGGCAUUGUCUUAAUCCUAAAUGCUCAGGGGUGUACUUCAGCUCACGAGUUGAGCACAUCAAGUUUGUGGACUUCUGCGGCAAGUACCGCCUACCCCUGAUGCAGUACCUUUGCUCGCCCAGCUGCACCAGCAGCAGCAGCGGCAACUACAGUAGCAGCAGCUACACCAGCAGCAGUGACACCGAAUCUGAUGAGGAGGCAGCCGUCCCAAGCAACAAAAUGAAGAAGGUUCUUCUAGGAUGAAGUGACCGAGGACAAACCGUGCUUCUGAAUUUGUGUGCUACAUUUACCAACAGUUUUCAUAAUAAUAACGAUAAUGUGUAGUGCUGAUACGCUUUCCACUGCUCUCCACCGCUCUCCACCAAGGGUUACGUCUCGAAGUGCUUAACAAUUAUUACCCCUGUUCAACAGGUCACUUUUCUUCACAGCUAAGAUCAGCGCAGUCUGGUCUCCACCCUCGCAAGUACCCAUUUAUACACCUGGGUGCAGUGAAGCAAUUGUAGUAAAGUGUCAUGCCCAAGGACACAAGCACCAGGGUUCCAACCCACGUGCCACGGACAUGGGUCAAACACUGUAACCAUUGGACCAGGGCGUAUACGAGUACAUCGCUUCAGAAGGAUCAAAUUUCUUAAUACAUGUAUGCCAAAGUUUGAGAGUUUUAACGUGUACUGGACAAUAAUGCUUUUUCAAUUAUUUUGGAGCCAGAGACAUAUAUGUAAUGCUAAAGCAUAAAAUUUAGCGCCGAUGCUGUGGCUAAAAAAAUAAAAUGUAGUGUUUCCUGUUACUGAAAAAAA